AGCUAGGACCCACAGUCACACGUACAUACAUGCAGCAGAGAGAGAGCGCUGCAGCACACUUAACAAUAUUGACAUCCGUGUGUGCAUACGAGGAAGAUGUCUGCAACAACAGUGGAUGAGGAGUUCGACUUUGUUGUCAUGGUUGUCUGACGAUUCUACUAAAGCCUAGCCUCCACUCAGCCACUACCACGCGUGUUGAAAUGUUGUAGCAUAAUCAGAGCACCGGCAAUAAUUAUUUGCCCACAUCAGCCAGCAUCACUUGCUCCUCGUAUCUCUCUAUUCUUAACAGAUUUCUAAGAAUUUGAGUCAUGGCGAUGGCAAAGAAUACAAUAGCAGUAAAUCCUUUAUCUGUUGAUCCACCGCAAGGCAGUUACGAUGAACAGCAAAGUACAUCAACAAGUGGUGCCACAGAAGACGACGAAGUAAAUGAUGACACGUGUGUCUUUAUAACAUGGUAUUCGAGGCAGCUUGCCAAACUGCCUGUCGCUAUUGGGAUGAUCAUUGGUGUGCUCGCACUGACGGGUAUCUGUUCCGUAGUUGCAUUCUUGUUUUACAACAUUCCCGACUUCGGUGACCCCACUAAAGGUUUCCGGGCACGUGGUACGGAUUUAAGCGCCAGGAUUGUUUCGCAUCGGAACUUACUCGGAGGUAACCCGGGGCCAAACCAACUCAGCUCAGGCAUUUACGUUGGCAACAUGUCAGACGACCGAAUGGCAUUCAGGGACGCCACCAACGACGGGUUCGGAAGAAAGAGGCGAAACGUUGACACAGUCCAAGAAGGCGGCACUUCGGGUAUACAAUUUUGUCAAGACUCAGACAGAUUUGAAGGGGUUGUAUUUGGACUGGUUGGCGGCGGGAAAGAUAUGUUUACCCGUCAAUCCCUGAUAUCGACAUGCACAGUGUAUGAAACUCAUAUCGACAAGUUUAUCUACGCCCAAUGUUGUUUUUAUAAAGACAAUGGUGAGUGUGCCAAUAGCCGGUCUCUUGGUAAUUACGUAGCGCUGAUGAACAACAGGUCGAGUUGUCUCGAUAUCCGGGAAAGUGACGUCACACGUGUUCAACAUUUACUCACUGAUUGUGCUCCCCAUUAUCUCGAUGAGUCGCUGCACAAAUGCAAGUAUGAUGGUGAAUGUCCCACAAGUGUACCCGCGGAAUGCACAGCUUAUAACCAUGCAGUCUAUUUAAUAUUCCACUACCUUGUUCCCUCUGAUUUUUCGAAAAAUGCGAAAUUGGGAAAUUAUGAUUUGAGUAUGACCAUUGUGGCCUUACCGGUCUGGUGGGUUAGUGUAGAUUUGUAUAAAACAAUGUUUCAGAAUAAACACGUGAGUGACGGGAUGACUGCUGUGGUUGCCCUUGGCUUUGAUCUGAAAUUUAGUUUGUUUGCAGAGUUCCUCCUUUCAGAUACGUUAUACAUAGGGCUGGGAGCUGGUUUGGUAGUACUUAUCAUAUGGGUCUACACAGGCUCGCUGUUCAUCACCUUUAUAACAGUUUUAGGAAUGUUAAUGUCUUUGCUUAUUGCUUAUUUUGCCUUUCUCGUACUGUUUAGUCUACCCUUUUUCCCGUUCGUAAAUGUAGCAAGUGCUGUUCUAAUAAUUGGCAUAGGUGCCGAUGAUACGUUUGUGUAUUAUGACAUUUGGUGUCAGACUAAGAAUGCUCACCCAUUGGCACAUACUAAAACCAUCCUCAAGAAGACCCUACAGCAUGCCUCGCUGACUAUGUUAGUGACGAGCCUCACUACAUCUUCAGCAUUGUAUUCUAGCAUCGUUAGCUCAAUCACUGCUGUGAGGUGCUUUGGCGUCUACAGUGGUACAGCUAUCAUUGUUAAUUUCAUAUUAACAGUGACUUGGUUGCCGGCUGCUGUUGUAAUUUAUUCAAGAUUCCAGGACUGGACUUCUACAUCAAAUUGCCGUUGUCCGAGUGGUGUGAAGAAGCUCGUAUCUGUGCACACAAUGUUGUCUGAUGCAUGGCGUGGGUUCUUUGAACACUAUCUACCCACCAUAGUAAUCAAAUUAAGGUUUGUGUGGAUCGUUGUAUUUGCAUCUCUCGGUGUUGGUGCAUUCUGUGUUGUGUUCAUCAGCCCAAGGUUGCAGCUACCCAACAGGGCGGAGUUCCAAGUAUUUCGAGACACCGACUUAUUCGAGUUAUACGACAACGAAUAUAAGCCAAAGUUUGAUUUUAAUGUCGAGAGAAAAAAUCCACUUUAUCUUGCCUUAGUAUUUGGCGUUCGUGACGAGGACAACGGUGACCAUUGGGAUCCUGAUAAUAACGGGAUGUUAAACCUGGAACCAAAUUUCAACAUGUCUCAUCCCGAUGUACAGAUUUGGCUCCAAGAUUUAUGCCAAAGUUUGAAAAACCAAAGUUUUUAUAAUCCCGACGAGGGCUCAUUGUGCGCAAUGAUGGACAUGAUAAAACUUGUUUUGUCAUUUCCUUGUAUAGAUGCAACAACUCCUUGCUGCGGUCAAACAAGUUUCCCAUAUCCUUCUCAACUCUUUGAAACAUGUUUAACAACAGCAGCAGAGUGUGACACACCAAGAUGUCUGUAUGGCUAUGUUUCUCCCGGACCUCUGUUUAGCAGAGACGGUUCAAUAAAGGCUUUAUAUAUGAGAGACAGCAGCUCCAUAGAGAAUUCAAUGAAUUUCAACUACAUUGAUACAUUUUGGACCGAGGCAAACAGUUGGUUUGACGAGAGAUUGGAAAGCAAGCCAGUGGGGUUAACUGGCGGAUGGCUAGUUGCUGGAUCAGAAGAUGGAACACAGUUGUAUUUUUUUAACCUGCAGAAGAGUUUGGCUACGGGGGCACCUUUAUCUAUGGGUUUAUCACUUCUGUUUGCGGCAGUCAUGCUUAUUCUUACCACGUGGAAUAUUCUGAUAUCCCUCUAUGCUAUGUUAUCCAUAGCAGGCACUUUCUCUGUUACUGUCGGCACCCUUGUUCUUCUAGGUUGGCGUCUGAAUAUAUUUGAAUCUGCCAUUUUGUCUUUAGCGGUUGGGCUAUCAGUUGAUUUUACCAUCCACUAUGGUGUUGCAUACCGCUUAGCUCCGUCAAAGUUGAGACUGGAGCGGACAUUACAUUCAUUGAGAAGUGUUGGAUCCGCCAUAACUGUAGCUGCGCUAUCCACAUUUGCUGCAGGCGCCAUGAUGAUGCCCUCAACGGUCAUAACCUAUGUUCAGCUGGGUACAUUUCUCAUGCUUGUAAUGACUAUUAGUUGGGUAUACGCUACUUUUUUCUUUCUCUCUGUUUGUCGAGUCAUUGGUCCACAAGGCAACUUUGCACAGAUUCCAAUCCACAGACUUUUCUGUCGCAAGAAGCCCAUCGUCCAACAAGCUGCUGUCAACAGUCAAAGUCAUGAGUUACAUGAGAAUGAAAACUCCAUGGCAAAUGGUAGGUUUACAGGAAAUCCCUCGAGUGGGAUAGAUGAAGGCAGUCAAACCAACAUGACUUAACAUUAGUUUAAUUUGCUUCGUUGCUUCAUGUGAUGACUAUUAAUAAAUAUUUGGUUUGCGGUAACACGUGAUGUGUAUCUACUUGCCAGGUAGAGUUUGUUCUUAGAGGACU
Asterias rubens (European starfish) is the source of this 3552-nucleotide messenger RNA. Its product is annotated as protein dispatched homolog 1-like. The record is from RefSeq and is a predicted model, not a curated record. NCBI's taxonomy places the organism in Eukaryota, Metazoa, Echinodermata, Asteroidea, Forcipulatida, Asteriidae. The transcript has 6 exons. The coding region runs from base 309 to 3440 and encodes 1043 amino acids.